AUGAGUCAAUUCUUGCAUGUUCUCCUCCUCACCCUCAGCUUCAUCACUGUGCUCAAUGGGCUUCCAAUGAAUUGCUUCAAAUACCAGGCCUGUGGAGGGAUUGAAGCCGAUGUGCCAGAUGUCAAAUUUUUGACCAGCAAUUCGGGGCCGUUGAUAUCUUCCCGGUCCACUUCUUCAAGGGGUUCGUUUAGAGAUCUUUCUUCUCCAUUUCCGAAUUUUGCCAUUACCCAGGUGCCAGUGGUCGGCGCUCAGGACACAGGAUGCGGGCUGUUUAUGGGAUUGAAGAGGAAAGGCUCCAAGCGAGAGCCGAAAGUUGGGAGUGUGCGAGCCAACCAAAGCGGGCGCCGCUCGUUCAGAAGCCCAAAACCCAUCACCCCCGACCUAAAAGAACAUCCGGAAAAAUAUGGCCCCGGACCAACUGGUCCUGCUCUUUUGCAUCAAAAAUCGUCUCAUGAUGAAUAUGCUCCAGACGGAAAGAUUCCUUCAAAGGAGGAUCUGGAGGGAUCUGGCCCUGGACCAACUCCUGCGCUCUUGCAUCAAGAAUCGUCUCAUGAUGAACAUGGCCCAGACGGAAAAAUUUCAUCAAAAGAGGACCUGGAGGAAUCAGGCCCGGGAGCAAGUCCUCCUAUUUCUCUUAAAGAUUGGUCUGGUGAUCAUGAUUCGGAUGACGAACCUGAAGUGAUGUCAUUCGAGGAGCGAGGAACAAAUCUCAACGCGGAUACACCGCACCCAGGCGAUCCACACGAGUUCUGUUUCCGGACAGGACCAUCACAUGAGACGCAGCCGCAAGCUGUUGAAGCUUAG
This is a messenger RNA of Puccinia triticina, 804 nucleotides long. RefSeq lists its product as uncharacterized. NCBI's taxonomy places the organism in Eukaryota, Fungi, Basidiomycota, Pucciniomycetes, Pucciniales, Pucciniaceae. The record is from RefSeq and is a predicted model, not a curated record. Bases 1 to 804 code for a protein of 267 amino acids. The transcript has 2 exons.